AUGGCAUCGGCAUUGUCUUUUCCAUUUGAUAAACUUCGAGGCCGUGAAAACUUUGAUACAUGGAAGCGGCAGGCAAAAUCGUAUCUUAUAUUGAAGAAUUCUUGGAAAAUUAUAGAAAAUGGUUUGGCGGUAGACGCAAAUGAAAAGGACAAAGAGAAUAAUGAAAAAGCGUUGGCUGAAAUAACCCUGAUGGUGGAACCAAGUAAUUUUGCGCAUAUUGCUAAGGCGAAGUCAGCUAAGGAAGCAUGGCAGGCGUUGGUGAGUUCCUAUGAAGACACGGGCUUAACGAGAAAAGUGGAGCUAUUGAAACAACUGGUGCAGCUGAAAUUAUCUGACUGCGAUAACGUCGAAGAUUACGUUAAUCGGAUGAUAAUGGCAUCGAUGAAGGUACAACAGGCAGGACUCAAAAUUGAUGAUGAGUUGGUAGCAUCCCUUAUGUUGGCCGGACUUCCAGAAGAAUUUAAGUCAUUGGUGCUAGCAGUGGAAAAUUCUAAGACACAAUUGAAUGUGGAUAUGGUGAAGAAUUUGUUACUGCAAGAUGCUAAAUUCGAUGGAAUAAAGAAGGAGGACGCCGCAUUCAUAUCAAAGAAGAAAUUUAUAAAAGGUAAAAAGUUUAGGUGCCAUGGUUGUAAAAAGGAGGGUCAUUUCAUAAGAAAUUGUCCGAACAAGAAAAAAUUUGAAAAUUAUAACUGUGCGCAAAAACAGAAAGAGACAGAUGAUAGACUGCUGUUGACAUCUCUUUUUACACCACAUGAAAUAAAUGCAGAAGAUUGGUACAUCGAUUCUGGUGCUACUGCUCACAUGACAAAUUCAAGAUCGCUUUUGUCGAAUAUUCGCACUACUACUGGGAGAGAAGUAACGGUGGCGAACAACAACACAAUGAAGGUUGAAUGUGCAGGAGAUGUGAGAGUGGUGUUGAAUGGUGGUGGCACAAAGACAAAUGCAGUUCUAACGAAUGUUGAAUUUGUUCCAUCUCUUUGCACAAAUUUGUUGUCUGUAAAACAAUUAACGGCGAACGGCAACAAAGUAGUUUUUGAAAAAAAUAUGUGCACAAUUCUUGGAGACGAUGGUGUUGUUGUGGCAAAGGCAAUUUCGCAGAACAAUUUGUACAAGCUGUGUGGUUUAAGUUUUAGAAAAACAAAUGCAGCCUUUACCGUGAACAACGAUGCAAGUAUUUGGCACAGAAGACUUGGGCAUAUUUGCGAUGACACAUUAAAGAAAAUAAAAGCUGCAAAUGAAUUAAACUUGAAGGCAAAUGGCGAGAAGUGUGAAGUCUGUAUUCAAGGUAAACAGUCAAGAGCUUCGUUUAAGGACGAAGGUCACAGAGCUACGGAAUUACUAGAACUUGUACACUCUGAUGUGAUGGGUCCAUUUGAACCAAAGUCGUUUUCUGGCGCUCGGUAUAUUGUUACAUUCGUGGACGACUACUCCAGAAAAGUAUUCUUAAUUCCUAUUAAAAAUAAAUGGAAUGUCUUUGAAGCCUUUAAGGACUUUAAGAAUAUGGCUGAGAAUCAGUGUUCCAAGAAGUUAAAGAUAUUUCGAUCAGAUAAUGGAACUGAGUACGUCAAUGCGCCUUUUCAAAAGUUUUUGUCUGACUCUGGAAUAAUUCAUCAGAAAACAGCACCGUACACUCCGCAACAAAAUGGUGUGGCGGAAAGAUUGAACCGCACCAUAAUGGAUCGAGUACGUUGUAUGCUUUUGGAUGCUGGACUUAAAAACAAAUAUUGGGCUGAAGCUUCUGUUACCGCAGCAUAUAUUUUAAACAGAAUUCCAUGCAGAAAACAAUCGAAGAGUCCUGAAGAAAUAUGGACUAGCAGAGAACAGAAUUUGGAGCACCUAAGAGUAUUCGGCUGUAAGGCGUUCGUCCAUAUUCCUAAGCAGAAGAGAUCGAAACUUCAAGCCAAGUCAGAAGAAUGUAUUUUCGUUGGGUAUAGUCAAGAGAGUAAGGCGUAUCGUUUAUUCAAUCCGAAGACACAGAAAAUAAUAAUUAGCCGUGAUGUUGUAUUUGUGGAGAAUCAGGUAUGUAGAACUGGGACAAAUUUUACUAAUGAGAUUCGAAAUACUCUAGUAGAAGUCAUCGAUGACAACGAAAAGGAGGUGUGUGUAGAAGAACCACAACAUGAUGGUGCAGCGGAAGUUGUCGAGAAUGCCGAUGUUUCCAUCGACAGCAUGAAGGUGGAAUUCGACGAGUGGUCCGAUGAUAAUGUGUUGUUUGAAGAUGCUGAACAAGAACUCCAUAAUGAUAAUAACGAUACCGAGAUACGUCGGUCAGGAAGGCUAGCUGCAAAGUCACGUGCGAAUUAUAGUUUUUGUGCUGCAACAUUCAUUGCAAAUGAUCCCACUACAUUGGAAGAAGCCAUGAAGUCAAACAAUGUUAAGGAAGUGGCGUAG
Messenger RNA from Musca domestica (house fly), 2391 nucleotides. RefSeq lists its product as uncharacterized. Gene Ontology annotation, biological process: DNA integration. Bases 1 to 2391 code for a protein of 796 amino acids. NCBI's taxonomy places the organism in Eukaryota, Metazoa, Arthropoda, Insecta, Diptera, Muscidae. The record is from RefSeq and is a predicted model, not a curated record. Gene Ontology annotation, molecular function: zinc ion binding; nucleic acid binding. The transcript has a single exon.